Lepus europaeus (European hare) is the source of this 810-nucleotide messenger RNA. Its product is annotated as chymotrypsin-like elastase family member 2A. The transcript has 8 exons. Lineage: Eukaryota; Metazoa; Chordata; Mammalia; Lagomorpha; Leporidae. The coding region runs from base 1 to 810 and encodes 269 amino acids. The record is from RefSeq and is a predicted model, not a curated record. Gene Ontology annotation, biological process: proteolysis. Gene Ontology annotation, molecular function: serine-type endopeptidase activity.
AUGAUCACCAUCGUGCUGCUGUCUGCGUUGGUGGCUGGAGCUCUCAGCUGCGGGCUCACCAUUUACGAGCCCCAGCUCUCCAGGGUGGUUGGAGGUGAAAAUGCGAAGGCCAACAGCUGGCCCUGGCAGGUCUCCCUGCAGUACAGCUCCGGCGGCAAGUGGUACCACACCUGCGGAGGGUCCCUGGUGGACAAAAGCUGGGUCCUGACAGCUGCCCACUGCAUCAGCUCCUCCAGGACCUACCGCGUGGUGCUGGGCCGGCACAGCCUCUCCACGCAGGAGUCCGGCUCACUGGCAGUCAGCGUUUCCAAGCUGGUGGUGCACGAGAACUGGAAUGCCAACAAGCUCUCCAAUGGGAAUGACAUCGCCCUGAUCAAACUGGCCAGCCCCGUCACCCUGACAAGCAAGAUCCAGACUGCCUGCCUGCCGCCUGCCGGCACCAUUCUGGCCAACAACUACCCCUGCUACGUCACGGGCUGGGGCAGGCUGCAGACCAACGGGGCGACCGCUGACAUCCUGCAGCAGGGCCGCCUGCUGGUCGUGGACUACGCCACCUGCUCCAGCUCCAGCUGGUGGGGCAGCUCCGUGAAGACCAACAUGAUCUGCGCUGGGGGCGACGGCAAAAUAUCCAGCUGCAAUGGGGACUCAGGAGGCCCACUCAACUGCCAGGACUCCAGCGGCAAGUGGCAGGUGCAUGGCAUAGUCAGCUUCGGGUCCUCCCUGGGCUGCAACUACUACCGCAAGCCCUCCGUCUUCACCCGGGUCUCCAACUACAACAGCUGGAUCAACUCGGUGAUCGCAAAGAACUAA